Molecule: messenger RNA, 759 nt
Organism: Tachyglossus aculeatus (Australian echidna)
Lineage: Eukaryota; Metazoa; Chordata; Mammalia; Monotremata; Tachyglossidae
Gene: CHCHD10
Product: coiled-coil-helix-coiled-coil-helix domain containing 10
Exons: 4
Coding region: 108-536 (142 amino acids)
Biological process (GO): mitochondrion organization
Cellular component (GO): nucleus; mitochondrion
Source: RefSeq, a predicted model, not a curated record
CCCCUCCCCCUGCCCCCUGUGUGUCCUUCCCUCAGAGGGAGCCCGCUUGGCCACUAGCCCCCAUCGCCGUCAUUGUCGCCAUCGACGACAUUGUCGCCGUCGCCACCAUGCCCCGGGGGAGCCGCAGCACCGGCGCCCGUCAGCCCAGCCGCUCAUUCCAGUCCCCUGCCCAGCCCCCGGCCCACCCCCCGCCUGCGGCCAUGGCCACCCCCGCGGCCCCGUCGGGGCAGCCCGGGCUGAUGGCCCAGAUGGCCUCCACGGCCGCGGGGGUGGCCGUAGGGUCCGCCGUGGGCCACAUGAUGGGUAGUGCCCUGACCGGAGCCUUCAGCGGAGGGAGCAGCUCCGAGCCGGCCCAGCCGACCAGCCCUGCCCAGGGGCAGCAGGCCAGGCCGCCCUCGCAGUACGGGCCUUGUCACUACGAGAUCAGGCAGUUUCUGGACUGCUCCACCAACCAGAGCGACCUGACCCUGUGUGAGGGCUUCAACGAGGCGCUGAAACAGUGCAAGUACAACAACGGUCUGAACUCUCUGCUCUAAGGAAGCCGGCCCCCAGGAGCAGGCCCGGAGCCCCCUCCUGCCACCGAGGGAGCACUGGCAGCCCGGGGGAACGGAACCAUCCAGCCAAAAACCACGGUGCGGAAAUCGGUAGAGAUGUGCCCGACGGGAGCGCGUGGGUUGGGAGCUGAUGGGGAUUUUAGAAGUCAUCCCGUGGCAGACUUGAAAGGCAAAUGUGCAAUUAAAGAAUGUUUAUUUUAGUCUA